AUGCCUGACCUGUCGCAUACGUUUUCGCAUGCCAAUCCUUUGGUCAAGCCUAACUGCGCUAGCCUUCGUGAGGGGAAGCACGAAGCGGCCACAUAUUGGGCGAUGAUGAGGUCAAACACAAAAUCACUUCAAAAGGUUCACCAAUAA
Histoplasma mississippiense is the source of this 147-nucleotide messenger RNA. RefSeq lists its product with no specific name. The coding region runs from base 1 to 147 and encodes 48 amino acids. Lineage: Eukaryota; Fungi; Ascomycota; Eurotiomycetes; Onygenales; Ajellomycetaceae. The record is from RefSeq and is a predicted model, not a curated record. The transcript is spliced from 2 exons.